Messenger RNA from Cuscuta campestris, 1303 nucleotides. The record is from the annotation of a GenBank genome assembly. NCBI's taxonomy places the organism in Eukaryota, Viridiplantae, Streptophyta, Magnoliopsida, Solanales, Convolvulaceae.
AACUUUCGCUUUUCCUCCUAAAAGUUCUUCUCUUCUCGUUUCUUUCUUUGGCGAAUCGUUUCAUUUUCCGGUGAUCCUCAUUGCUCGUCGUUCAGGAUCAAGGGUCGUUCGGAGAGCUGGUAGGUUCUUUGUCAUCGCUAGGCUAGUAAGGAAGUUACAUCACCGAAUGUCAGUGUUAAAGAUUCCCGGGACGCGAUUGAGUCGAGCUUCGAUGAGGGGCGGUCUUUGACAAAGGACACCUCUUCGCCUUACGGAGAAAAAGAAGCUUCAAGAAGAGAAUUACGAUCAAGAGCAGCUCGAGAGAGGCGAAAACAGUGUUCGGGGACAUUUGGAAACAGAACCAGGCCCAAAAUGGAAGCAAGCCGCGUAGCCCACGAAGAAACGGAUCUGAAGCAUCUUACCCAUGGACGCUUUGCAAAGCUAAGACUUAUCGACGCUGGAAGUUUCACCGGAAAAUUUCUAAAACCUUCGUUAAGCUUCGAGGCAGCAAGAUGGUUGAAUACGCUUCCCAAUGGCCAUUUUAAGACAUGGGAGGCACUCCAUCAGGCAUUUAUGCAUGAGUACUUUCCUCCUUCAGCCAUUGUAAAGAUUAAGAACUCGAUCCAAAACUUCUGCCCAGCCCAAUCAGAGUCCCUAAGUGAAGCGUGGGACCGAUUUAAAGAGCUAAAGAUUAAGUGCCCUCCGGCACUAAAGGAAGCGGAUAGUUUAAUGUUCUAUUUCUACCAAGGCUUGUUGGUUCCGCCCAAGAAAGAACUCGACCAUUCCUCUAAGGCCGGGUCUUUUCUUGAGAUGGCUCCCGAGGAGAAUGAAGAGCUAGUGGAGCGUCUAACCUCCAAUGCUAAGUAUCGAUAUGAUGACCGAGGUCCUCAUCCUAAGGCUGGUAUGUAUGAAGUUGAUCAGUUCACAGCUCUCAAGGCCAAUAUGGAGAGUAUUGUGAAACAGACACUCAAAGAGCAUUUGGGAGCAUCCAGCUCUCGUAACAACCACCAUGCCGAACCGGUGAAUCAGACAGAAUCUUAUACUCCUGGUAUGUAACGCCCCGAAAUCUGGCCCAAAAGAAUUAAUUAAAUUCGUUAGAGCAAUUGAUUACGAAUUGGGCCUAAAAAGGGGUUAAAAUUAUAAUUUGGAUUCUAAGCCCAACUCUUAUGUCAUCUCGUAGGAAAUAUUUUUGUGAUCACGUCGGUUCAAACGACUCGCGAAUCGGAGUAAUGGAGCUCAUGUUAUCGCCGUUUAAUCAGGUAUUUUGGGUCCGGAGCCCAAUCCUUCUAGGAAUGGGAUCAUUAAAUAAACUUAAAACCCUAAU